Messenger RNA from Tinamus guttatus (white-throated tinamou), 3618 nucleotides. NCBI's taxonomy places the organism in Eukaryota, Metazoa, Chordata, Aves, Tinamiformes, Tinamidae. The record is from RefSeq and is a predicted model, not a curated record.
AUGUUGCAUACUGUGGAAGACAGCAGUGCCUUGGACCUGUGCCUGGAAGUUCUGGUGCAGCUUAUAGUGGAGCUGAAGUCGGAGCAGUACUUACACUGUAUUUUGGAUGAAAGCCAAAAAGAGCUGUGCAAGGCAACCACCAUGAGAGGCAGCUUGCCCACAUUCACUCUCUUGGGCAGGCUAGCAGAUGCCAUUCCUGUCCUAGCUGAUUUACUGGUGGUAGAGCACAGUAAUGUCGUGGAUCACCUGCUGAUGGGCUUGACGUAUCCAAAUGAAGGUGUAAAGGCUGCUGUGUGCUAUCUGUACGGCAAGCUGUACUCCUCUCCUGUUGGCACAGAGCGGCUCUCGGCACACUUCACAGAAAAGCUCUGCGCCCUCUUCUUGAAUACCUUGGGCCAUGCCCAGACAAAGGAGCUCCAGGUUAAUUGUUUGGGUUUGCUUAAGGAGCUGCUGAAAUCUGACCAUUUUGUGUCCAUUCUUAUGAAUAAUUCGAUAGAGGAGGAGUGUAAGAACCCUGACUUUUUAGAAGGCGAAAACCCACUGCCACUUAUUCUCAAAAAGUUUUUGUUAAGCAGAGACCAGAUGUUACAGGCAGCAAGUUCUCACUGUAUGGCAGCAGUGCUGGUUCACUCUCCCAGCAGAUAUGCUCCUGCCUUUAUCCAUGCCGAUGUCCCAGAAUUCCUCUUUGAAUGUCUCUCAUGCACCAAUGAAAUACUCAUCUGGUCAGUCUAUUGCUGCUUGCUGCUCCUAACUGAAGAGCGCCUUUUCUUCUCCAAGUGUCACACGGUGUAUGGUGUUGAAUCUCUGGUGAGAAGCCUCCGGGAUGUCCUGCAGCUGAGCAAUGUAGAGUUGCACAAGCAAGGGCUGCUGCUUUUCACUGAAAUCCUGAAAAGGCAACCAGUGGAAAUCAAAUUAUUCACAAACCGAGGUAUAUGUAAAGAAGCCAUAGAAGUGCUGCUGGAGACAGUGAACUGCCCAGUGCUAGAGGUGGCAGUGGAGGCUGUGAAGGCUGUGGCAGCCUUUCUGAGGAAGGACCAUCUGAGCUGCCCCCCUAUCCUGUAUGCAGAGCUGCAGAAGCUGCUGGAGGCAGUGCUGAAGCGAUGCGCAGACCUUUCCCCACCACAGAGCAGCAAGAGGCAUGCAGGUGACCUCCUGUUCUCAGUGCCUCAGAGUCACACAGGAAACAGAAACCUUAGCAGAGUUCCUCAGAGACAGGGCCAGUUCUUGCUUCAUACCCUGGAAAGUUUCAGAAAUGCUUGUAGGUUGGCAGUGGAGUUCCAGAGUGACCCGAUGGCCCAGGAGAAUGCUUUCACUGCCCCCAACUCUGAGAGCAAGGACACUCUAAGCAACUUCUCUGAGUUUCUGUUGAGGAUUUGUGACAAUCUCUGCAUCCCCAUGGUCAUGAGCUACCUGGAAAGGGCUGUCAGCCCGUCAGUGAUGGAGGUUUUCAUAUCAACCCUUAAUAUCUUGUUUACAGUGAUGCCAAACAUGAGGGAUAAAUUCUCCAAAAAGCUGGCAUCCUCCUCCUUCAUCCGCCUGACAUUGGAGCUGAAGGCCAGAUUUUGCUCCGUGCAAAGUAAUCCUGUCUUGAAUCAAGCAUGUUCCAGCUUCCUCUACAACUUGUGCCUGAGCCUCUACUCUGCAAUGGAGAAGGAGGGAGAUUCUUCUCAAAAUGAGCAAGAGAUGUUUGAGCUCCUGCAGAAGGGCCUGCCUCAGUUAAACUACACGCUUCCUGAAAGCCUUCUCCUCCUGACUGAAAAUCCUGAACCUUUGUCUUUGGAUCAGUCUCUGUGCAGCCACCAGUAUUGCUUCAUACUCCUCUUAUACUUUGCCUACACCCUUGGGGACAGGUUUGUCCCAGAGGCAGAAUUAUUUUUAGCCAUAAAAAGUUUCCUUCUAUCAGCACAGGACCGUGGAGACUGUCCCCCUCCAUACAUAUUCAGAGCUGUGCUUCACCUCCUUGCUGUCUGUCAGGACAAAAGCAACGACCUGGACUUGAGGUCAUUAUGCGCCAUAAAGAGGAUCCUGGAUAAUCUCCCAGAUCUGGGCUUGGUCUACGUUCACUGUCCUCUUUUGCUGAGUUUUUUCCUGCGCUAUCCUGAAUUUAUGGGCAGAUUUGGACACCAGAUCCUCCAACUCUGGUUUUCCCGGGAAGACGGCAAUCAAAGUGAGGCUGAACAAGCUGGUUUUGACAUGUCUGAGCAGCUGAAGAGGGCCAACCCUUUGCUUCCCAUUCUGAAGAGCAAUUCAAGCGUUUUACUUAUUUUACUGGACUUGGUCUGCUCAAGCUCUGUGGACGUGGCUCAGAAGGUGCUGGUGACUCUAAGAUCCUUCUUGGAAAGAAAUGAGGAUGUCCUUGUCUGUGACCUCCUCCGGAGUCAGUUCCUGCAGAUCCUGCAGCAGCUGCUGGUAGAGAGCAGCUCUGCCUCCUUACAAGCUAACAGGAACCUGCCUCUUUUGCUGAACCUCCUUUUCCUGGUGCAUCUGCGGAGCAGGGAUGUGAGGGAGCUGGACAGCACAGACUUCAGGCUGCUUCACCAGGUGAGUAAUCUCUGUGGGAAAUGUACGCCGAGGGACACUGACCUCCUGCAGCCAUCCUUGAAUUUCUUGUACUGGAGCCUUCAUCAAACAACAUCUAGCAGUCAACAGAGAGCUGUGGCUGUGCUGCUGUCCAACGUGUCCUUGCUAGAGCUGCUGCAGAAGGUUUUGCAGCGCACCUGGUUGUGGUCCUGUCCCUCUGCGUCCACUUCCCUGUCAUCUGAAGAUGCCUUGCUCUGCUCUGUGUGGCUGUUGGUGGCUUCCCUCUUAGUUUAUCAGCAUCAGUACAAUGCUGAGGUUCACCAGACGCUCUCCCUAGACCUUACAGAUGUCCUGAAUGCAAUCAUCUUCAGGAAGAAGAAGCCCAUCCUGCUGCUAGUAAGCAUCCUGCAGGUCCUGAGAGCUGUCCUGCGACAGAACUUCUCCUCUCUGCUGGUGACUGUCAUCCAACCCACAGCCCAGGGUGUGAGGGAACUGCAGCUGACAUCUCUGGAGGAUUCUGCCCUGCACCCCCUUGCUUCAUGGCAGGUCUUAUCCCUUGUUGUCAGUCUGCAGAACCUCCUGGUGCAUGUCUAUUUGCAGAAAGACUUGCUGCUCUCUCAAGCUGUGGUUGCCUGUCUGGAAACCUUACUGGAGUACCUGUAUGUGAAGAACCAGGAUGUUGCGCUACAUGUUGCCUCACAGCCCUGGCACCGGUUCCUGCUCUUCACUCUACUCAGUGGGGGACGGAAGUCCUUUCUACAGCCAGAAAUUCUCAGGCUCAUGGCUUUGUUUGUGAGAUACCAGAACAACAAUAUUAUUUCUCAAAGAGAAAUAAGCCAGAUUCUCCAGGAAGCAGCAGAAGCCGAGUUAUCAGAGCUGCCUGAGGCCACAUGUCGUGCUCUCCACCUCUUUCUUCGUCAGAUUCAGAGCACUUGUCAACAGAUGGAGCCAGUGCAGGCAGGGACAGUCCAGACCUUGAUGGAGAGCCUGGGACGGAUGAGGAUGCCUGCAAAAUAUCAGGACAUUGUGUAUCCUUUUGCUGGGCCAAUGCCUUUGAUAUUUGAUACUAGAGUAGUAUGUGUAGCAGGUAGAAAUUAA